AUGCUGUUCGACAGAAGAGACAGACAAGAGCGACGCACUGCUCUAAUAGCAAGGUUGCUUAGACAAUACCAGGUGGACAUAGCCACAUUGAGUGAGACCAGACUUGAAGAUGAAACUCAACUGGAAGAAGUAGGUGGUGGCUACGCCUUCUACUGCAUUGGGAAACCGGAAAAUGCCCCAAAACACUCAGGCGUGGGAUUUGCCAUACGCACUCAGCUCGCAAGGCGACUAAAAGAGUGCAACGCAACAAUUGUCAGCGCCUACGCCCCUACAAUGGCAAACCCAGAUGAAGUGAUGGAAGCCUUCUACGAAGAGCUCAACCAGCUACUCUCAAGUGUUGACCGCAGAGACAAACUCAUCAUCCUUGGUGACUUUAACGCACGAGUUGGAGUUGACUACACCAUCUGGCCAAACAUUCUGGGUCGCCAUGGAGCUGGCAAGUGCAACUCCAAUGAUCUGAUGCUACUAUCUCUCUGCGCACAGCACGAGCUAACCAUCACUAACACUCUCUUCCAACAAGCUGACAAGCUGAAGAACACAUGGAUGCACCCUCGCUCCAAACAGUGGCACAUGCUGGACUACCUUCCAAUCAAAGAGGAAAUUCCCGACCCACCCACCAGAGACGAGGUUGCGAAAGCCCUCAAGCAGACAAGGUCUGGAAAGGCUCCUGGGGCUGAUGGCAUUCCAGCUGACGUCUACAAGAACGGAGGCCAGGCACUGCUGGACAAACAGACAUCCCUAUUCCAGGAGGUUUGGAAAGUUGCCAAGGUCACCCAGGACUUCAAAGAUGCUGCCGUCGUGCACAUCUAUAAGAGGAAAGGCGAUAAGACCUCAUGUGACAACCAUGGAGGAUAUCCCUCCUCUGCAUCGCAGGCAAGGUUUUGGCCCGAGUUGUCCUCAAUAGGCUAA
Messenger RNA from Xenia sp. Carnegie-2017, 909 nucleotides. Its product is annotated as craniofacial development protein 2-like. Gene Ontology annotation, molecular function: catalytic activity. The record is from RefSeq and is a predicted model, not a curated record. Gene Ontology annotation, biological process: chromatin remodeling. The transcript has 3 exons. Lineage: Eukaryota; Metazoa; Cnidaria; Anthozoa; Malacalcyonacea; Xeniidae. Gene Ontology annotation, cellular component: nucleus. The coding region runs from base 1 to 909 and encodes 302 amino acids.